AUGGGAAACUGCAAUGGCUCGCCGUACGACGAAGACGGCAGAGGCUCUGGUGGCGGACCGGGCUCCUCCGCCAACAACGGCCUCAACAUCCAUCCUUCCCCAAAACCCGGCACCGAUCCGCCGCCAGAUCCGCCGGCGUCCGUUGACGCACAUCCCCGACCAUCUCAUCUUUUUUCAAAAGUCGGGCGUGUCCUCGGCCACCCGAUGGAAGACGUGAGAUCGAUCUUCAACUUUGGGCGCGAGCUCGGCCGCGGGCAGUUCGGUGUCACCCACCUCGUCACCCACAAGCAGACCAAGGAGGUCUUCGCCUGCAAAUCGAUCGCGACGCGGAAGCUGGUCACCAAGGACGACAUCGAAGAUGUCCGGCGCGAGGUGCAGAUCAUGCACCACCUGACGGGGCACCGGAACGUCGUGGAGCUUAAGGGAACCUACGAAGAUAGGUCCUCUGUGAAUCUUAUUAUGGAGCUCUGCGAGGGUGGGGAGCUCUUUGAUCGCAUUAUCGCCAAGGGACACUACUCCGAGAGGGCUGCGGUGGCGCUGUUCAGGGAGAUCGCUACCGUUGUUCACAACUGUCUCUCGAUGGGGGUGAUGCACCGAGAUCUGAAGCCGGAGAAUUUCCUCUUCCUGAACAAGAUGGAGAAUUCUCCACUCAAAGUCACUGACUUCGGGCUGUCCCUAUUUUUCAAACCUGGUAUCGUUCCAUCACACAGCGAAUUGGCAAUUGUUGGGAAAAUAGGGUUAAUUUCUGCUUCGGUCAGGAUCACUAAAUUAUUGCAUUGGCCUAGUAUCAGUAAAGGAAUCUGUCACGAGACACAUCCGACUUUUAACAGAUUAUUGUGCAUGUGUGUGCUCAUAUUUUGUUGACCACUUUGUGAAGAAUGCUUCUCCUGUACCGUUUUCUCCUGGCUUUUCAAUCCCUUCAUCAGUUCAUCAGUUUUUCUACUUUGAAGUUUCAGAUCUGUCUGUGGAACCCAUGUCUACUGCUGCUUAAGAGAUGGGCUGAUGCUGACAACCUAUCAUCUUGUGAUUUGGUUUUCACUAUGGUUUUCUUGUAUCCAGAGUAUUACCUUAAGAGGACGCUCCAUUACCCACCCAUUAGCAUAUAACAGGCAUUCAAAGCACUCUGGCAUACUGAAGCUACAAGUAGUUGUUUGUGACCGUUUUCGAACUUUUAUUUUCUAUCUUGCCUACUCUAGUCUUUUGAUGAUAUUGUUGGACGCAUGUCGAUUAAUGGAAUUUUACAUGUUUCAUGGAUGUAGGAGAAGUGUUUAAAGACCUAGUAGGCAGCGCAUAUUAUGUGGCACCUGAAGUCCUGCGACGCCACUACAGUGCAGAAGCUGAUGUUUGGAGUGCCGGAGUGAUACUCUAUAUUCUUCUAUCUGGAGUCCCACCUUUUUGGGGAGGUUUAUUUAUUAUCUAAAGUUGAUAGAUACUUGAUACUUACAUUAAAAUUUUAAAAACUCUUUUAUCAAACAUCAACCUUUUUUUCUGACAGAGACUGAGCAGGGAAUAUUUGAUGCCAUUUUAUUGGGCGAGCUAGACUUCUCACACAAGCCUUGGCCUUCAAUUUCUAGUACUGCCAAGGAUCUAGUGACGAAGAUGCUAAAUCCAGAUCCUAAGGGACGCAUUACUGCAGUCGAUGUUCUGAGUAAGAAUUCAGGAUAUCAUUUUUGCAGUUUGCAGUGCCUUUCUUAAAAUGUGAUAUUCUCUCUUGCAAGUCAAAUCAGCUGUAAAACCUCAACCUGAUAUUUUUCUGGUCGUUUUGUUCUAUUAUCCAAAUUGUAUGGCUGGGCCAUGCUCUAUGUGGUCUCAGUCCCCUUCUAUUUUUAAUACAAAAUUUAGAUAGCACUAUACCGUGCAGGCAGUUAUCAUAUUGCAGAUUUCUAGUCUCUAGAAAUCUGUCAUACGUUAUCUGUCUUUGUUCGUCUGACAUCUCAUCUUUUUGCUGUAAGGUCACCUUCGUUAUCCGUUUUAUAAGUUGAACUGAUAUGUGUUGCGUUCUUGUGGGAGUAUUACACUUUUUCUCUCCAUUAAGCGCUAGAUCAAACUGGGUUUCUGGAUAUCCUCCUAGAUCUUUCUCUUCUGAUAUUAUUCUCUAAUUUUGUCUCAAAAAAACGCAGAUCAUCCCUGGAUGAGAGAUGGGGAGGCAUCGGAUGAACCAAUCGAUAUUACUGUGCUGACUAGAAUGAAGCAGUUCCAGGCAAUGAACAAGUUUAAGAAAGUAGCUUUGAAGGUGCUUAAUCUACAUUCGCUAUUUAGUUGUGUAUAUCCUUGAUACCAUCAUAGUGGUUAGACUUACCUUCUGCUCAAAGACGGGAGUUUCAGAUAACUUUUUCCGUUUUUUUUUUUUAUGUAGGUAAUUGCUGAGCAUCUCUCUGAGGAAGAAAUUAUUGGAUUGAAAGAGAUGUUUAAAUCUAUGGACACUGAUAACAAUGGAACAAUUACGUAUGAAGAACUAAAAACUGGUCUCCGAAACCUGGGAACUAAGCUUUCUGAAUCAGAAGUAUACCAGUUGAUGCAGGCGGUAUGAUCUCAUUGUUAACCUUUUACUUUAGUUGAAGCCUAAUGAUGAAAAAUUGCUUGUUGAGUUUCUAAAGUUGCCUCCGCUCAUAUCACAGUUUUUUUUUUCUCUCAUUUAUGAUAAAUGCCACAUGAUAAGGGAAAGGGGUCUUCCCAGUUGGGCAUUCAAAGGGGAUUGGAAGUCCUUCAUACAAUACAAUAGGCUGGCUUUAGGACUAGAAUAGUCAAUAGUCCUUCACGUGAUUGCAUGGGAUGACAGUUUUCUCAGGGUAGGAGCGAGGCUGUAUAGAUUUUUCUACCAUUUUCUGUGAACACGAGCAUUUGGCAAAUAUCAUAACUCGUGAUUUAACUCUUUCCUUCUAGUUAUAUUAAGUCUAGCUGUUCAUGACAUUAUGAGGAUAGUUUUUCAUCGUAAAGUUUGUCUCUGAUUUUAAUUAUAUAUGAUGAGAAAUUGAUGCUUUGAACAAACCUUCCCCUUGGGAAACAUUUUUUUUUUCAUCUCACUUUUCAAUCACAGGAACAAACAUAAAAUAAAAUCUGAUCUGGAAUGAUUUUUCGUGAAAAAAAAUAAUUCUUUGUGGAUACUAAUAUAAAACUAUAAUUACAUCCAUGGAAAAUAAGACUGUUUAUAGACUGAUAAUGGUAAAAUAGUGAUCUUGAUGUAGCAGAAGAAAUAAGACCAGAGCCAUGCAAAUCCUUUGCUUCUGAUUAGGAUGAGCUGGGUGAUAGCCUGCAUAGGGUGGUGUCUUUUUUAACAGAAAGGUAGCAAAAAAGCACUUAACCUCCAAGGUCUAGUAGGCAUAUUUGUCAAGCUAUCAAAGGGCAGAAACUUCUGCUUCUGCAUUUAAGUAUUUUUGUCUUCAGCAUUUACUCAGUUUGUCAUUCCAUUUUUCGUCCUUAAUAGCGACCUUUUUUGUGUUUAAUUUCAGGCUGAUGUUGAUGGAAAUGGGACCAUCGAUUACAUAGAGUUUAUAACGGCCACGAUGCAUAUGAACAGAAUGGACAGAGAGAACCAUUUAUACAUGGUGUUUCAAUACUUUGAUCGAGACAAUAGCGGGUAGCUUUCACCUCUCAUGGGGACCAACAGCCUGAAACUUACGCCUUUGUCAGUUUAAAAUCGGUUGCAUGUGCGUGCUACACACAGGUACAUUACAAAGGAGGAACUGGAGCAGGGGCUCAAAAAGCAUAAUAUGGGUGAUGGAAAGGCAGUUUCGGAGAUAAUCGCAGAAGUGGACACAGACCAUGUAAACAUCCUUCACACAUUGCUAUUUAUGUUUGCUUAGUAAUCAUGGUCAUCCAGUGAUUGCUAUUUCAUUUGACUAAUAAAUGCUUUCUGUUUGCACUAUGAUAAUUGCAAAAGUGGUCGUUGACAGAUAUAUAUAUAUAUAUAUAUAUAUAUAUAUAUAUGUAUAUAUAGGUGUAACCUAGAGAUUAAAUAUUUUAUAAUCCAGACUGGAUGAUCUUGAUAAGGAAAUGGUGAUUGCUUAUCUCUACUAUCAGAUGGUUCUUUUACUUUUAAAUUUGGUGUAGGCCGGUAACAUCUGAUAGAGAGAGACGAGGAUCUAGAUAAAGAGGAAGGUUAUUUAACUUAUGCAGGAUUGUUUUAGAAAUAACUUAAGAUGAAGGGAUCCCAAUAUGCAAAGUAUUUCCAAGUUGUGUGGAGGAUCUAGAUUAGGCACCUAAUACAAUCGUUAUGAUACUCAGGCAUCUUUUGAGAAUUUUAUCCAGAAAACUGUUGGGUAGGCUGCAGCUUCUCUGGGGCUUCAGAGCUCUCAUGUUACCAUGGUGAUUUUGUGCCCAAGAAAGUUUAUGAAAAACAGCAGAUUGAGCUACUCCCGACUUUUCAGCUUGCUCCAUAGGACCAGAUAAAUUCAGUGGUGGAGCAGAACUGUGCUUAGUCAGUCGAAGAGUCAUUGCAUUUCUAGCUUACUUCAGUAAAUAGAAUCAUCUAUCCUGGAAGCUCCUCGAAGGGGAGGAUUGGAAUUCCUUCCUGUUUCAAUUUCAGGGGUCGCUAUUGUGUAAAGCACCCUGCUUCUGUUUCAUAACCACUGAAUAUCUAAGAACAUGAUGAUCAUAUCUUCUAAUGCGGUUAGAUGAUUCUGUAGGCCCCAUCAUUUCACUUAGAAUGCUUUGUAUUCUCCUCUGUCAUUGCUCCUACGUUGUUGAUACUUCUCUUCCACUGCUGAAGUUGCAGAGCUGGAGAUGUUGUCGUGGCGAGCUAAGCUUUCACCAAUGUUGUCCAAUCCUUGGCAGACUGUGACUUCGUCUGCUGCUUUCCCCGAACUGCUUGUGUUCUUUUUUUCUGUAGUUUCGGUGGUGGUUUACUUUCCAGUUCUGAACAUAGAAAUAUCUUAAUCUGGUGAUCCACCGGAUUUAAUGCUGUUUUUUUUUUCAUGCGCAGAUUAUUUAAGAUAGAAUAAUGCAAGUUCUUCUUUAUUUGUUGGAAUGCAAGAAAGAACAGCCGCAUUUUAUUUUUUCUCUCCUUUCAUAAAUGCACGUUACCUGAAUGAUUCUCACUGCAAGGGGGGAUACAAAUUUUUAUUUUUAUUUUUAUUUAUUUAUUUUUCUUGGAAUGGAAGAAGAUUAUAGUCGAAGUAGAGAAUUGGGCAGCCUGAUUUAUCUUUGGUUGCUGUUAAACUGUUUACCCCCCCUGGAUGAUCUCUAAUACCAGAGAGUGCGUAUUCUUUCACGCACUUUAUCAUCGUUUUAUUUUUUUUAUUUUUAAUUUUUACUAUUUUAUUUUUACAAGGUAACAUUAUGAACAAUAAUCAGAAUUAUGCGAUGAUCUUGGAAACAAAUCGAUUCUUAAAACCAUGCGAUGAACAAACACGCUGCUGUUGUCUUCGUUUCUCGUUUCCUUCUCACGCAUUCCAUCGUCGAUCUGAAAAUCUGCAGGAUGGACGGAUCAACUACGACGAAUUUGUGGCCAUGAUGAGGAAGGGUGACCCUGAGCCGGACCCGGCGCGGAAGAAGAGAUAA
Molecule: messenger RNA, 5499 nt
Organism: Spirodela intermedia
Lineage: Eukaryota; Viridiplantae; Streptophyta; Magnoliopsida; Alismatales; Araceae
Source: the annotation of a GenBank genome assembly